Vanessa atalanta (red admiral) is the source of this 6512-nucleotide messenger RNA. It is a transcript of the gene Ppcs, whose product is annotated as phosphopantothenate--cysteine ligase. Gene Ontology annotation, biological process: coenzyme A biosynthetic process. The record is from RefSeq and is a predicted model, not a curated record. The coding region runs from base 430 to 1374 and encodes 314 amino acids. Gene Ontology annotation, cellular component: nucleus; cytoplasm. The transcript is spliced from 7 exons. Gene Ontology annotation, molecular function: phosphopantothenate--cysteine ligase activity. NCBI's taxonomy places the organism in Eukaryota, Metazoa, Arthropoda, Insecta, Lepidoptera, Nymphalidae.
UCUAUGCGUGUCACAAUUUGAUAACGAAUUAACUACACAAGAAGCGGCUUAUUCCCUUAUCAAAUUAAAGUAUAAUCGAUUGGAGUAACUGACCUAUCAAUGCGGCCAAGAAUUUCUAAUCGAAGUACGAACCCACCCUAAAUCGUUAAAUUUACGGCAAGAAUAAACGCAGUGUGAUGUUCUAAUAAGCAUCGAUUUUUCCAUAAAACCCGCUAACUGAUUAUUCUCUAGUAAAACUGACUAGGCAGACGUUUGACACAGUGCCCCAUAGUAUAAAGUUCAAAUUAGGAGUACAUUUUGUUUAUGUUGUAAAAUAUUCAGUGAAUAAGUUAUUAUCUCAGCUGUCAAGAUAGAUCUUUGAGUGCAAAAAUUAUUCGUAAUUUCUUAAACAUCGUAAUUCGCAACGUAGAGCUAAUACGAAGUGUCACCAUGGCAAGUGGAUCCUGGGAGGAAUUCUUUGCUGUACACCUGCCUCCGACUGACUUUGAAGACAAUAGAUCACUCCUGAAGGAGUUUUGCAAGCGGCAUGACCAAUAUGGAAAUAAAAUUGUUCUUGUGACUUCCGGUGGCACAACAGUUCCCCUAGAGCACAAUACAGUUCGUUUCGUUGACAACUUCAGUGCGGGCACGCGCGGCUCGGCCUCGGCAGAAUACUUCCUGGAACACGGAUACGCAGUCAUUUUCAUGCACCGGCAGAAGUCUCUAGAACCUUUCACAAGACACUUCAGUGGUCAAAAGCUAUUGGACAUGCUGGAUUUACAGGAACGAGGACCAAACACUACCAUUACAGUGAAGCCAGACAGCGUGUUCGCGCUGGCGCCCGUGCUGGCGCGGUACCAGGCGGCGCACGCGGCGGGCGCGCUGCUGCACGUGUCGUUCACCACGGUGUCGGAGUACUUCUGGCUGCUGCGCGCGGCGUGCGAGUGUCUGGCGCACACGGGCGCGCGCGCGCUGCUCUACCUCGCCGCCGCCGUGUCCGACUUCUACGUGCCCAAGGACAGAGUCCCAACACACAAGAUGCAAUCAGCGAGCGGACCGCCUGUAAUUCAACUGAAUUUGGUGCCGAAAAUGUUAGCCCCGCUCGUGAACCUCUGGGUCCCCGAAGCUUAUGUAGUUUCUUUCAAAUUAGAAACCGAUGAAAAUCUUCUCAUAACCAAAGCUAGAGCUGCAUUAGAGAAAUAUAAACAUAAGAUGGUGGUAGCGAAUUUAUUACAAACACGUCACCAGAGGGUCAUACUAGUCUCCCCGGACGCGAACCAAGAAAUCGUCCUCACCAGAGAAGAAGUACACGCAGGCGUUGACAUCGAGGCCACGAUCGUGGCGGAGAUCGUGCGCCUGCACGGCGACCACAUAGCGGGCGUGGCUCCCCGCUGAGGCUCGCGCGCCCGUCUGGCGAGGCUCUACCUCACCGACUAGGCGGAUGGACUGUACUCGUGUCUCCAUGUCGACCGGGUGUGCUUUUAGUUACGGCUGUCGUGUCGGUGUCGAAUCUUAGUUGUGUUUUGUCGUGGUAGAGGUUCGUGUGCAAUAUGGAGUGGGGGUUUUGUCAUUUGAUAAAAAACAAACGACAAAUUUUCAUUUUACAAACUACUCUGUUAAAAUUGUUAGUAUAUUCUCAAAUUGGGUACUUGUUAAAUGUUCUUAUAUAAAACGAAAUGUAUGUGGAGACUCUAUCCUCAAUAAUUCAGCACGUUGGAUCCAGGAACUGUUUAUUAAGGGUUCAUGAAUAAUUAACAACGACCAGUUCGUGGAUGUCGUGCUGACCCCCCCUCCCUCAUCUAGUAUCUGAAGUGUUUAUUGUAAAAUGAUCAUUUGUCAUACGUUAUUUAUCAAACAUUCUGACACCGAAACUAAUAUGAUAAAAUAACAUUUUUAGUUAAAUUAACAUCGUCAAUCAUAAAUGUGAAGUCGAGAUAUAUUUUAACAAUUAUUUGUUAAUAUUUUUGUAUAACAUAUUGAAAAUAUAAGUUAAGUUUGAUUUCUCGAUUAUCUGUAUGAUUUGGACAGAUUUGGACAGGUUUCAUAAUAGAUGUUGUCGAGUAUAUAUCGAUACUAAAUUUUAAUAAUAGUUGUAUGACUAUUAAAGUUAUUAUCUUGAUUAAUAAAAAUUAAAAGCCGAAUACUGUCUGCGAUUAUCAUCGUACAUCUAUACACGUAAUUUCAGUGUUAUAUAUAUACAUAUAUACACGAUUGUACUGAUGGUAAUUAAAUUUGGCAUAUAUAGGACUUAGAUAAGGAUAUAGGGGGUUUACGAAAAAAAAAUAUUCCGCGUGGAUAUAGUCACGGAAAAAACCUAGUACAGAUUAUAAAGCAGGAGUUGUCUCACCUGUAUGAGCGAGGCUCAACGGUAUCUGAUAUAAAGACAUCUUCAUAUCAUUAAGUAUUCGAUAUUAUUACACAUUUAAAUGUAAUAAAAGUAUUUUUAUUUUCUUCUAAAACUUAUAAUGAUAUAUAUAUUAGUUUAUCGGUAUUAUGUUAUUCAUAUUCGGUACUUACCUAAUAUAUUUAGGAAAUUAUUCAAUGAACGAUAACGAACGCGUCUACGAUGCCCUUUUGCAUUACGUGCACACGCGCACGUGUGGACGGAGCGGUCUGGGCACGAUUACUUGAUUCUUUAGAAUUGUGCGCACUUUAUGCGUUUGGAGUUUUCUGCACAUUGUCGGUUUUAGGGAGUAAAUAAAAUGGCACCCGUGUUUGUAAAUAUUGAAAAUAAGACGUCCAUAUACUGUGGAGUUAUAUUGGAUAGGUUACAUUAUUCUGAUUGUAUGGUCAAGAGCGAUCGUGUUUUCAUAGUAAAUGCACGUACAGGGAAUAAGAUGUACGGAACGUAUAUAUCUACGGUGUUUCGAAUACGAUACCGAUCGUAUUUCAAUACACGAACAGACAUACGAAAAGCGUUUAUGUUUGUAUAGGUUUAACCUGUGAAAGAAUGAAUUAUUCUAAAUACUACCAUUAUAUGAUGGUAAUAUAUGUUUAUAUGUACUAAAAAAGUAUAUAAAUAAUAUAAUUGUACGCGUAUAACUUUAGUGAAUACUAUAUUUUCAAAUGCCUCUACAGGUUAUCGUCAUAAAAUCUCGAGUUUGGACACGGAUUUAAAGUUACUUGGUUUUUUCCAUAACGUAAUUCUGAAGCAGUCCGGAAUAGUGACGUUGACGAUAUUACACUAUCCGCAUCGAUCAUGAUCACGGGCAAAUGGGUCACAUGACGGUAAGUGAUCACCACCGCGCAUAGACAUUGAUACCGUAAAAAAAUUAAAUCAUUCCUUACAUCGACAAUAUUUUGGCUUUUGUCCCAGUAGUUAUACUGACUGAGCCAGUGGCUCACUCACCCUUCAAACCGGUCACAUCGAUACUAAGUGUUGCUGUUUGAAUAUAUAAUAUAUGAUGAGUGGAUGGUACCUAACCCAUACGGGCUUGCACAAAGACCCACCGCCAAUUAAAACGUUACGCGAGCCAAUAUAUAAGAAUAUACUCCACCAUGUGCUAGCAUCGUCCGUGCAUUGUCUAUGCAUUGACUAGUCAAAUGUCCAUCUUUUAUUAGAACGACGUGACUGUAUAAUAAAGUAUAAUGCCAAACAUUAAAAUGAACGUGUAAAUCAUUAACUAAAACUAACCUAUCCUCACUCGACAGGCAGAUAUCUUAUUUAUUUGUAUAACAAUGUCAAUGUGUGCGUUAAUAUUUGCAAUUUGAAAGAGGUUUUAUGUGAAUUAUUAAAUUAAAAUUAUUGGUGUUACUAUAUAAAUAUAUAUAGAAAUUUAUUAUAUUAACCACAUGUAGUCGUAAUAUUGUCUAAAUGUUAAGUAGUUUUUGUAUCGUAUUAUAAAAUAAUCAUAAUUAAUAAUAAUAACCAAAACAAUAUCUACCAUUUACAUAAGACGUAUAUUAUAAAGUAUUUUUAUAGUUAAUUUAUUUGAUCGUCGGAAGGUAAAUAGUUUUGUAUAUUCAAAGGUCAGACACACUUGUCUAAGCGAAGCGAUUAUGACAGCGAAAUGACAAUACAUAACGCUAUGGACUAUUCAUGGAAGCUCGCUUCAAAUAUGUCUCUAUAUCUCGACCAUAUUAAUAAAUUUCUCAAUUUCAAUGGUCAUGGCAAAAAUUACUUGCAUACAAGUACAAUUAGUUGCGUGCUAUGGACAGGUUUUUACAAUCGUCAAAGACUUUGCGUAUGGAAAAUAUUUAUAUACAAUUCUACAUCUGAGCGUCUGGUUCGCUUCGAUAGAAUAGUAAAGUAAACGCUGACCAUAGACAUAAAUAAUAGAGUCAGUAGUCAGUAACUCAACCAGUGAUUUCAACUUGAGCAUUAAGACAAAGACGAAGAAAAGAAUGUUUAGACCAAUCAGGGCUCUAAAGAGAGACGCACGAUCUUUUAUCUCGCUUAUAUAUGUGAAUAAUUCUUAGUGUCAAAAUUAUUACACGGAUGCAUUUUUAAAUCAAUGUAGGUAUCCAGUGAACAUCGAUAAGGUUUCAGUGCUAGGAUUAAAUUUCUUUUUAUAUUAUUAAAAACGUUAAAACAUAUUUUGAGGGUAGAAUGGCUUUAGUUAUAUCGAUAAUAAAGGAAAAAAAUAAGCAAUCAAAUAUUAUACAUAAUGGUUACUGUUAAAGUACAUAGUGGAUUUGCCUUUUUGUAAUAAAAGUUUUAAUUAUAACAAACAGUCUUUAUUGUGCCACAGAGCAAAGUAAUGCUAAGAAGAAAGAAAAAGGCGCGAAAUUUACCACAGACUACAUAGUUGGCUAUAGAUAACUUGUAGGAGUGUUAAAAGUCCACUAAGUACUUUAACAGUUACUAUGACUUUUAUUUUAAGUUUUGUUAAAAUAAUAAUUUAAAAUAAUGGUGUUAUAUUUUGUCGAUAGGUUUUAUUUUAAUUUUAAUGAGGCUUUAAACAUAUUGUAUAAAAAAGCACUAAUGUAUGACAUAAUCUAUAUAAAACUGACAUAUCAAGACCGUUUAUAAUUCCCUAAAUAAAGUAGCUAAAACUCAGAAAUUAUUAAUAAUGUGAAAAAUAACUAUUUUACACAAUAAAUAAUUAAUAAUAUAUAGUAAUCGGUGGAGAUGAACCGAGUUGAAUCGACAGUCAGUGUAUAUUGGCCACGAGCUUUUUUACGAGUCUCAUAUGUUUCAUUUCCUAUAGAUAUUUUAUCUAAGGCUCAAUACUCUGAAAAUGUCCGGUUUGUUAUAUACUCACGUGUCCAGUUUCAAAAUUUUGCCGUAUAUUGCUUUUUUUUAUAUACCAAUAAAAAAGGAAGUAGUACAUAAAAAACGCAGGUGCUUGCACUUUGAUAGAUAACGCAUCGGUGAAUAUUAUAAAAUGUAUGCAAACUUUUUUUUUUUUUUUAAAUAACACGAAUGAACUGAUGAUAUAAUCCUCGUUUAUUCAUGGAUUAAUUUGUGUUAUUAAAAAUAGAUAUAUAACGUGACUGGCUUAUGUAUAUUAUAUUAAGGCAAUGACAAACGAUUGAGACUAGUAUUUACUAAUAAACGCUCCGUUUCCGAAUGAAAUGCGAAUAUUCUGAAUGAGUACCCACCCUUAUUCACAAACGAAUCGAUUAAAAUAUUAAUUCAAAUUGAGAACAUAAAAAAAAUCAAACAUCUCAUGGUAAACAUGUUUUUUAGAGAGUGUUUUAUUUAAAGAUAUAUUUAUUUAUUAAUUACGACCUUUGUCUGAUUGUAUGUUAGUUGAAUAUUUUAUAUUAAAAAUGUUGGUGUUUAUGAUUAAGUGGUUUUAAUGUAUACUAUAUUUGUCUAUAUAAUCUAUAUAAUUGUAUUGUUGUUGGAUGUAAAGGGUAUUUAUUUAUAUAGAUGUGGAAUCUUGUUAUUAUGUAAUCUCCGUAGAUAUAAUACAGUACCAACCUCUAUGGAAUUAAUAUUAAAUAUUUUCUUAAUUAUCUGUCAAUACAAUUUAAUUUAAAAAAUGUUCGCUGUUCUAUGUAAAUCUUUUUAAUUUCAAUGGAAUGCGAAGGCUUAUAGAGCGACGCACCACAAAAGAACUAAAACAAAUGAGAAAACUUUCUUAUCUAUGUGUGUGUGUACCUUUAAAUAGUGGCCUACUCUUGGCCACUAUUUUUUUUGACGUGUUCUUCACUUUGACAGUCUAUCUUGACACACAUAUAAAUCAUCUAAGAGCGAAUGUUUGCGUAAUCAAUUUAAAAUUAUAAUAUUUAAAAAAUGCAACAAUCCAUAGAGGUUGUAUGUAAAAAAAAAUAUAUAAUCAAAAUGUUUGUGUGUGCCACUUGUUUGAGGUGUGUGAUACGUUAUAAAUGUAUGUAUAGAACUUUAUAGAAAAUAUAAACUUUAGGUGUAACCCUUUCCAAAAACUUUGACUGAUGUUUUGUAAUUCCAUUAAAAAAUUAACUAGUUCCAACCUACUUUAAAGAUGACAUUCAGAUGUUUAAUUUCUGAUAAUUAGAAAUACUUCAAUUUUACAUGAGUUCUGACCAUAGAUGUGUAUUUAGUAGAAAAAAAAACAAUACCUUAAAUGAAUCUUAACAAACUCUUCAUAUGUCUAUGGUUCGAA